Messenger RNA from Peronospora matthiolae, 1623 nucleotides. Lineage: Eukaryota; Oomycota; Peronosporomycetes; Peronosporales; Peronosporaceae. The record is from the annotation of a GenBank genome assembly.
AUGUCCGCUGUUGUUAUCGACGCUGUCGGUCAUCUUGUCCACGAGUGCUCGUUCCGCUUCGAUGACCGUUUCCCGCAGUAUGACACGGACAAUGGAGUGCUGCGUCCGACAACGGACGAGGUGGUUGUCCCGUCGCUUCUCUUUGUCGAGUCGCUGGAUGCCAUUUUGGAUGAACUGAAGAAGAGCACUUCAGUUGAUGUUGCAAAGAUCAAGAGCGUCAGUGGCAGUGCACAACAGCACGCGUCCGUGUAUUGGCACAAAGACUUUUCGUUGCGUACGUGCUUGGACGUCGCCGCAGAGUCAAAUACCCUCUCACUUUUAGAGGCGAUGAAACAGCAGACGCAUCCGGCUUUCUGUCUACCCAAUGGGCCCAGCUGGAUGGACAGCUCGACAACACGAUAUUGCACCGAGUUGGAAGCUGCUCUUGGUGGACCUGAUCGAGUCGCUGAGAUCAGCGGAUCUCGAGCGUACCCGCGCUUCACUGGCAACCAAAUUGCCAAGAGGAUACACGAGGACCCAGCGCUGUUGGAAAGGUGCGGACGUAUUGCAUUGAUUUCGUCAAUGCUGACGUCGCUCUUGUACGGCAACUACGCCCCAAUCGAUGACAGCGAUGGAUCGGGUAUGAACCUCCUAGAUGUGCGAAAGCGAGUAUGGUCCCCAGAGCUUCUUCGGGCCACUACCAGGCACAGCAAUGAUGCCAAUGCUGCGGCACAAUUGGAGACGGCAUUGGGCCCGCAGGUUUCGCGAGCGUAUUCGCCAGUGGGUGUGAUUCACACAUACUUUCAAAAGAAGUACGGCUUUGCUGCCGAUUGCAAGGUGGUUCCAUUCUCCGGUGACAAUCCGUGCACGCUCGCUGGCAUUGGUCUGUCCCAGCCAGGUGACGUUGGGGUCUCGCUGGGCACAUCCACCACGCUCUUUGCUGUAGUGCCUACAAGUGCCGCGCGUUUCUCGGGCAAAGAAGGGCAUUUCUUCUGCAACCCGAUUGACCCCAGCACUUUUAUGGCCAUGAUCUGCUUUAAGAACGGAUCGCUUGCACGCCAAGAAGUCCGAGACCGUUGUGCAGGUGGAUCAUGGGAGAAGUUCGAGGAGCUAAUGCAAGCCACGAGGACGGGCAACGACGGCAUCACCGUGUUCUACUACCAGGACUCUGAAAUCACGCCAUCUACUCGCAAGGCUGGUGUCGUUGGCUUUGAUGCCAGCAGUUCCCAGGUCGACCCUUCAAUGCUGCCACCUGAAGUGGAAAUUCGUGCCGUGGUCGAAAGCCAAUUCCUGUCGCUGCGUCUGCACGCAGAACGACUAGGAGUCAACAAGCCGCGGCGUCUUGUCGUUGUUGGUGGGGCGUCAACGAAUAAGUGCAUGCUGCAGGUUCUUGCGAAUGUGUUUGACACGCAAGUGUAUCGCCUCGCCUGCACCUCCCACCCAGCAGCUCUUGGUGGGGCCUUUCGUGCCUGUCAUGGAGUUGCCUGUGCUAACAGCGCGUCCGGGUACGUUCCGUUCGACGUGAGCAACAGCUUGGACUUUUCACUGAGUGCUAGUCCCAUCGCUGACGCUACCAAGAUCUAUACCCACGAGAUCCCUCGGUUCGAGUCGCUGGAGGGUCAAGCUGCGAGUCUACUCAGCUAA